Rubroshorea leprosula is the source of this 1422-nucleotide messenger RNA. The record is from the annotation of a GenBank genome assembly. NCBI's taxonomy places the organism in Eukaryota, Viridiplantae, Streptophyta, Magnoliopsida, Malvales, Dipterocarpaceae.
CUUUAUCCCUUUUUUGAACUCUUGCUUGGUGUUGCUUCUGCUAAAAAAAUAAUGGAGGACUCCUUGAAGCUAUUCUGUAUGCUUGGGAUUUUGGUUUGUGGGUUGGUGAAGCAAUUGGGAGCUAUGGAAGACGGUGGGGGUUUAGGACCAUGCUGGUUUCCAGCAAUAUACAACUUUGGGGACUCAAAUUCAGACACUGGAGGAAGAUCUGCAGCAUUCAAUGCAAUCUCUUCCCCAAAUGGAGAAACGUUCUUUGGACAUCCUGCAGGGAGGGCUUGUGAUGGUCGUCUCGUCAUAGAUUUCAUAGCUGAGCAUCUGAAGUUACCUUACCUCAGUGCAUACCUGGACUCAGUUGGGGCAGAUUUCGAGCAUGGUGCUAAUUUUGCAACUGGAGGUUCAUCCAUUAUACUUCCUGGUUAUAGUCCAUUUGAUCUUGGGAUUCAGAUUGCACAAUUCAUUCAGUUUAAAUCCCGCACUACUGCUCUCUAUGAACAGCUCAAACACAAAGGAAGAAUCCCACCAUUUGAAAGCAAUCUACCAAGGCCAGAGGACUUUCCAAAGGCUCUAUAUACAUUUGAUAUUGGACAAAACGAUCUAGCUUAUGGUUUCCAACAUACAACAGAGAAAGAAGUUCGAGCAUCUAUUCCUAAUCUCCUCAACCAGUUAUCUGAAGCAGUGCAUCUGCUGUACAAUGAAGGAGCAAGGUUCUUUUGGGUGCAUAAUACUGGCCCAUUGGGGUGCUUGCCAUAUAGUGUUAUCUAUAACCAUGGCAAUCGAGAUAAGAGUGGAUGUGUGGAGUCACGGAAUCAGCUUGCUAUGGAGUUCAAUAGGCAACUCAAGGACAAGAUAUCUGCUUUAAGGACACAACUCCCUUAUGCAGAAUUUACAUACGUUGAUGUUUAUUCAGCUAAAUAUGCAGUAAUUAGCAAUGCAGAGCAGCUAGGUUUUGUUAAUCCAUUCAAUUUUUGCUGCGGAAGUUUCUAUGGAUACCAUAUUGAUUGUGGGAAAAAAGCCAUAGUAAAUGGAACAGUAUAUGGUAACCCCUGCAAUCAUCCAUCAAGGCAUAUCAGCUGGGAUGGGAUACACUACUCUGAGGCAGCUAACCGUUUGAUUGCAAAUCACAUUGUUGAUGGAUCCCUCUCUGACCCACCUGUUCCAAUUCAAGGUGCCUGUCAUCAUCCCAGAAACAUUUGAGUAUGAAAUGAAUCUUUCCUGUUACAGUAUGUUACUAAAGUUUUUAUUCUGAUAAAUAAAGAUAGCUCAACCCUUUUGUGUUCUUUCUCCAUAUCCCAUGAUUGAUGAUUCUAUGUUUUUUGUAGCAUUAUAAUUACAUUAUUGCUUCUUAAGUAUUCUGCAACUCUCCACUUUAAUUGCUUUUAAUGAAGGGAAGGAAAUGGAUGCUCAUAAAUGCUUUUCAGGUUU